This is a messenger RNA of Myxocyprinus asiaticus (Chinese sucker), 2088 nucleotides long. It is a transcript of the gene bcs1l, whose product is annotated as mitochondrial chaperone BCS1. Gene Ontology annotation, biological process: protein insertion into mitochondrial inner membrane from matrix; mitochondrial respiratory chain complex III assembly. The record is from RefSeq and is a predicted model, not a curated record. Gene Ontology annotation, molecular function: ATP binding; ATP hydrolysis activity. Lineage: Eukaryota; Metazoa; Chordata; Actinopteri; Cypriniformes; Catostomidae. The transcript is spliced from 8 exons. Gene Ontology annotation, cellular component: mitochondrial inner membrane. The coding region runs from base 197 to 1459 and encodes 420 amino acids.
UGCCCAAUGAGAGAGAAAGAGAGAGAGCGCGCGCGCACGCACUUAGGUGCUGUCUAAGCCGAUUCGCAUCUUUUUAGUUUCUUUUAAAUUAACAAGUCAAAGAUGUAUGAAAGGUGCCGUGUAAUGAUCUUUGCACAACAGAGGGGACAGCACAAUUGUCCUUGAUUGCUUAGGAGAACCUGAAAUCACCUUCAUCAUGACCCUUUCAGAUUUCUUUGGAGCCUUGAAAGACAACCCUUACUUUGGGGCAGGCUUUGGGCUUGUUGGCAUUGGCACAGCACUUGCAGUUGCCCGAAAGGGGGCACAGAUUGGCAUGAUCUUCUUUAGAAGACAUUACAUGAUCACACUGGAGGUUCCUAGCAGAGAUAAAAGUUAUCACUGGCUUUUAAACUGGAUUACUAAACACGCCAAACACACACAGCAUCUGAGUGUUGAGACCUCCUAUAUGCAGCAUGAGAGUGGGCGAGUCCAUACACAGUUCGACUUCCAUCCCAGUCCGGGCAACCACAUAAUUUGGUAUGGAAGGAAGUGGAUCAGAGUGGAGAGAACCAGAGAGAAGCAGAUGGUGGACCUGAACACUGGAACUCCAUGGGAGUCUGUCACCUUCACUGCUCUGGGUAGAGACAGGCAGAUAUUCUUCAACAUACUCCAAGAAGCUCGUGAACUUGCUUUAAAACAGGAAGAGGGUCGGACUGUGAUGUACACUGCCCUUGGAGCAGAGUGGAGGCCUUUUGGGUUUCCUAGGCGACGACGGCCCCUGUCAUCAGUAGUUCUGGAGAAUGGAGUGGCAGAGAGGAUUGUUGAUGAUGUGAAGGAGUUUAUCGGCAAUCCCAAGUGGUACACUGACAGAGGUAUUCCAUAUAGGAGGGGUUAUCUGCUGUAUGGACCCCCAGGCUGUGGGAAGAGCAGCUUUAUAACUGCGCUGGCAGGCGAGCUAGGCUACAGCAUCUGUCUGAUGAGUCUCAGUGACCGCAGUCUGUCUGACGAUCGUCUCAACCACCUGCUGAGCGUUGCUCCACAGCAAAGCAUCAUCCUGCUGGAGGACGUGGAUGCAGCCUUUGUCAGCCGUGAGCUGAUGCCCACAGAGAAUAUGCUGGCCUAUCAGGGCAUGGGAAGACUGACCUUCAGUGGUCUUCUGAAUGCUCUGGAUGGAGUGGCAUCUUCAGAGGCCCGAAUUGUGUUUAUGACUACUAAUUACAUUGAAAGAUUGGACCCUGCUCUUGUCAGGCCUGGUCGUGUUGAUCUGAAGCAGUACGUGGGCCACUGCUCUCAUUGGCAGCUGUAUCAAAUGUUCCGGAGAUUUUAUCCUCAGGAGUCCGUGGCUGAGGCCGAGCUAUUCGCCGAGCGAGCGCUGGCAGCGCAUCCAGAGCUCAGCGCCGCUCAGGUUCAAGGGCACUUCAUGAUCUACAAAACGGACCCAGUUGGCUCUAUCAAAAAUAUCGAUAAGAUUAAGGAGUGAAGACCUGCUGAAAGAACACUUUUUUUUUUUUUUUUUUUUUUUUUUUUUAUGAUGCAAACGGAACCACAAAAGAUUGAAUCAAUCUUCGAUGUUUACACCUUCUGGAUAGACUUCUCACACAUUUGAGAAAAUCCAGCCUGUGGAAGUUUUUUUUUUCCCCCUCUGGAUAUUGUUAUGAGUUCAGUGCCUACGGAUGACAUCAUGUGCUAAUUUUCUGUCCAAAGUCCAGAAAUGUCCAGAGACUCAUAUUUCUCCUGAGAUGAAUUUGAGAAUUGCUUUGUGUACAUUAAAUUGUGUCAAAUAAUGGCUUAAGUUGGACCUAACAUAAGCUCAGAGAGAAAUGUAAAUUUUUGUACAUAAAUAUCACAUGCAGUGAUUUUGGACACUUAAGCCACCCUUGAAAAUGGCUGAAAUACUUUGCAUAAUUAACAGAAUAUUAAACCAAGUGCCAUCUGCAAAGAAAUUAUGCUAAAACAUUUCUCAGAACCAAAUGUACUUUUUAUGCUUAAGCUAUAUUUAAAUACUAUCUAUAAAUAGUAAUAAGCCACUGGUUUGAUAUUUUGUUGUCUUAUGCAAUAACAUUCACUUAAUUGUGUUGCUUAAGUGUCUAAAUAUGUUUCUCACUGUAC